This is a messenger RNA of Ylistrum balloti, 2396 nucleotides long. RefSeq names its product S-acyl fatty acid synthase thioesterase, medium chain-like. Gene Ontology annotation, biological process: lipid biosynthetic process. The coding region runs from base 163 to 915 and encodes 250 amino acids. The record is from RefSeq and is a predicted model, not a curated record. The transcript is spliced from 8 exons. Lineage: Eukaryota; Metazoa; Mollusca; Bivalvia; Pectinida; Pectinidae.
UCUGUGUAACACAUAAAUCAAAUUGUCAUUUGACAUGAACCUGUCAUGAAUGUCUGGUCUACCAUAGACGUGCACAGUACAGGUAACGCGCCCGCACAGUAGAGUCACUGAAAGGAAAGCGUCUUCAUUGAAAAUUUCAGGGCUUUUUCACUGUACUCAACGAUGGUGGACAAGGUAUUGAACUGCAGAUUUCCACGACCAACAGCCUCUUGUCAACUUUUCUGUUUCCCUUGGGCUGGUGGAGGGUCAAACUUCUAUGCAAACUGGGGAAACAUGCUUCCAGAGUCUCUUGAAGUGACUGGUCUGACAUUCCCAGGACGAGAGGGACGAUUUAAGGACCCCUGCUGUCACUCCCUGGAAGUCAUGCAAAAGGAAAUCAUUGCAGCAAUUCUACCAAAAUGUCGGGAGCGACCAUUUGCUUUUUGGGGUCACAGCUUAGGAGCAUUGAUGUGUUUUGAUGUAGCAAAAACUCUAAAGAGUGAAUACAACCUUGAACCAGAGCGAAUGUUUGUUUCUGGAGUUUCCGCUCCCCACUCAGCAGAGAGAAAAGAAAGUAAAGUGUAUGUAAAAGAUCUCAAUGAUGAAGAGUUUAAAGAUUUUCUGAAGAAGCUGGGUGGGACACCAGAUGAAAUUCUCAGAAGUGAAGAACUCAUGGCUCUCUUUUUGCCUCCAUUGAGGGCAGACUAUGAACUUGUUGACCAGUAUGAGUAUGACCUUGAGGGAGAAGCCCCUUUGACCUGUCCUAUAGAUAUAACAGAUGGACAAUAUGAUAUCAAACAUAAUUUGAAAGCUUGGCAAGAUUUGACGACUGGAAAAUUGACCAUUAAAAUGUUGCCAGGGGGCCAUUUUUACCUGAAAGAGAAAGACAACAUGAUGAGGAUCCUGGAAAAUAUAUCUUCGUACUUCUUUGAAUAGCGUAGAGAUUUUGUACAACUAUCAUUAAUUGUCACAGGUGUCAUAUCUUCACAAGAGAUGUGGCUGGUAAGAAAGACUGUAUCAAUAAAAGCUGUAGAUGGACAUUAUUAAACAUUGUUCAGACAUCAAAACCUAUCUCAAAUUCAUCAACAUAAUUCAUUAUUGAUCUGAUAUUGAUUAUUUUGUACAAGGUCAUUAAUAUUCACUUGUGGCCAUAUUUCAAACUUAAUUAGAAAUAAUUUUCUUGUAUAAUUACAUUAAAAAUUUUUUUUUCAAAUUUUGAAUCUGGCUCUCAUUACUGCAAGGGACAUCGUCUUUCAAUAUAUUACAAUUCCUUCCCAGGAUCCAGAGUUGCUUCUUACCACUUUUGGUUGGAAAUCAAUGUUUAGAUUCCAUUGCACUUGAUUUCGUGAUAUUGAAAAAAUCCUCGAAAUACUUCAAAAAAAUCAUAAAAAGAAUAUUAAACGUUGAAAAGAUCACUUAGAUUCUCCGAGCUUUUGUUUAUCAAUACUGACAAAAUAAGGAAAAUACGGACAUUUCAACGUAAUCUUAUAUCAAACUUAAAUUCAAUAAAAGUAGGAAAAAUAGGAACAAAGGAAAGAUUCACACAGAGACUCCUGAAAAAGGCAAAAACGACAAUUAGGUUAGGUGUUCUGGAAGAGUAAGCGUCUUUUGCUUCUUCGACGUUAUCCGCCAUGUAUAUCUUGGUUAAUUCAAGUAAAUCAUGCCAUGUUCUCAAAAUGAGAACAAGAUACAUGUACAUCAUUUCAUACAGGAAAGAAUAUUUCCCACCAAGAUCAUUAUGACGACCUUAAAUCUUCCAAUAAUCUUCAUUUACACACAUCUCUCGAAUUCUUGUGUUUAAAGUUUGUCAGUUGCCAACAUGUUGCAUGAAAUUGCUUGUUAUGAUAUUGAUAACAAGUCUUUGAAUAUCAGAUCAUAUAGAACGUGUUACAUCAUAGGCUGUGGUUGCAAGGAUUGAACUGUUAAAAGGUAAUAUGUAAGUUAAUUACAUUGUUCAAAACUGUGCUAGACAUAAGUCAGAUGUUUCCUCAUAAUGUAUCUGCCUGUGUUAAUUUAGUACUGACAUCUACUGUGAACAAUUAUGUAUUGACCAGUGGCCAGAGGUAUUCUGUUGUUACUGAUCUACUACACAUGUUCAUGUAUUAGUUAGUUCCCUGAUUAUAUAAGUCAUUACCUGAAGCCUAUCUAAGCAGUUUGUAUGAAGGUCAGUGUAACCUUAUCUUGUUGUAAACAGCCGAAUCUAUUGUCAUUUAUGUGUGUAAGACCAUGUCAGGAGCUCAUGUAUUAUUCAAUCCUUGUUUACCUGUUAGCUAAUGUGUAAUAGUACUUUAUCAGUUAAUUAACAAUUCUAGUAUAAAUACGACCUCUUUUCUAGCCAGUUUGUAUCCGGUUCCUGAAGGCAUGCGAGUGUCCCAUCUCUCUAUAGUCUACAUUUCAAUAAACCUUCAACACCCGAA